Lutzomyia longipalpis is the source of this 451-nucleotide messenger RNA. RefSeq lists its product as uncharacterized. The record is from RefSeq and is a predicted model, not a curated record. The transcript has 2 exons. The coding region runs from base 61 to 369 and encodes 102 amino acids. Lineage: Eukaryota; Metazoa; Arthropoda; Insecta; Diptera; Psychodidae.
AAAGUAUAAAAGAAUGAAUUUUGCAUGAAGAUCUUCAGUUAAUCGCCACAAUUUGAUAAAAUGAGGAACUUUGCUGUAGUCAGUUUAGCCGUUGCUGUCCUGCUCUUCUGUGCAUGGCCUAUAAAUGCGGAAGAUAAUGAAGAAGUUGGAAAGGCGAGAGAAAAAAGAGGCUUAAAAGACGCAAUGGAACACUUCAAAAAUGGAUUGAAGGAGCUGACAAAGGACUUUAAACUUCCAAGCCUUCCAAGUCUUCCUGGAUUUGGUAAAAAGCCUGAAUCUGGAAGUUCUGAAGAUUCUGGAGAUAAAACUGAGGAUACCAGUGGAUCUAAGGACGACCAAUCAAAGGAUAAUACGGACGAAGAAUCUUAAGAAAGGCGCAAAUAGCUAUUUUCAAAAUGUCGAAUGUUUCUUUCUUUAUCUGAAAUAAAUAUUUUUAAACCUUUCGAAACUA